CCCACCAGCAGCAACCCGGCUGUCGGCUAGGUCGCGAGCACACGCAUUGUUUCUCCCGCCUAGGCUCGUCAGACCUCUCACGUGACUCCCGUCGUUUCGCGCUGCCACCGUCGACGACGCGUCAUCCAUGUGCUAUCCUAUGCGAGUGUGAGAAUAGCGUAUCCUCCGUUCUCCGACGGCCAUCGACUUCAAUCGACGGAGCGAAAGACGACGGAGAGGGGAAAGGAGGGAGAGAGAGAGAGAGAAAGAAAGAAAGAGAGGUGCGAUCACGACGUCGCGACUCGACGCGCAGCUCGCGCGCGUACAGUCGGAUACGUUGUGUUGUUGUGUCGCGGGACCGGCGGCGGUCUGAGGGAGGUUGCGUCGGGAAACAAGGGCGAAAAAGCAAAGAAAGCGAGAGGAAAGGGAGGGAGCGUAGUCGCCGCGGUACAUACGUGCGCUCGCGACCGCGUGGGCGCACGUGUGUUUCGUUCGCGUCGCGCUGCAUGUCGUGUACGAACGGCGGAUACUGCCGGGUCGACGGUGAGCCGCGCGUCGACUUGAAUGCGCGAUUCGACAUGAGGAACAGUCGAAUGUGGACUUGCAGGACGCAAUAUGAGUGAGGUGGCAAGUGUUGUUGAACAAGAGCAGCAACAACAACAGCAGCAUUCGCAGCAGCAGCAACCACUGCCGCCGCAGCAGCAGUACGUUGGCGGUAGCUCGAAUACGGAGCCUUAUUGCGAGGAGUGCAACAUUUCGUUCAACAGCGACAAGAGCCUGCAGGUGCACCUGCAAUACCAUAAUCAUAACCUGAUAAAGAGGUGGACCAAUUCGGGACAGCAGGAGAGCAAUAAUAACAAUAGCAAGGCUGGCAAUCAUAAUAAGCACGUGAGCGCGAAGCAGGACACCGUGGCGGUGCCGACGGACUCGAGGGAGCCGUCGUCUUCUCAGGAUCAUUCGCAGCAGCCGCCUUCCAUUCAGGCCUACAACAAUUAUUUGGCGCCGAUACCUUACACGGGUGUGACAAAUUUACUGCAAAAUAUGUCGCAUGUACAGAACAUUCAAAUAGGCACGUGCCAGCCUUUCUCGCCGUCGCAAGAGGACGUACAGAACAACGGCGGCAACGGCAAUGUCGGCGGCGGUUACGCGCGUUACCAUCCGUAUCCUCAGCACUUCAGCACGGAGCACGCGAGCACGAACUCCACCAGCCCGCACAGUCCGCCGUUUCAUUGCGAGAACUGCGGGGCCGUUUACGAGGACGCGAGUCAAUUGGGCGAGCACGUGAAGACGCAUCAUUCGGACUCGCCGAGCGGGUACGCGGCAGCGCCUCAGUAUCAGCAGCUGGGCGGUAGUCCUCCGCAGCCGGAUCAGCAGCAACAGGCGCAACUGCACGCGUCGCCGACUCACUCGAGUCAGCCGCAGCAGCAACCCAGCUACGAUUUCAACGGCGGGCAGCCGGUGAAACUGGAGAUGAAGCAGGAGCCGGAGGAGCAGGCCGAGAUCCUCGACCUGGAUUCUCACAAGGUGCAGCAGACGCACCGGUACCAGGAAGAGCUAAUGAGGUAUCAGCAACAGCAUCGUCAGCAAGAGAUGCAGAUGCACAUUCAUCAUCAGCAGCAGGUGAUGCAGCAGAGAAUAGGACCGCCUCAUUCAAUGUUGGGUUGGACCUCGGUCGCCCAGGCCCACGAUUAUCACACCGGGCUGCCGGCCAUGGCACCCAUGGACGGUAUGCAGCCGAUCGCCGAUCAGAGCCAAUUCAUGCGCAGCCAGCACAUGCCGGUGGUGGAGGCCCCGGUGCACCAGGCCGCGUCGAUAAUCACGAACGCCCAGCCGAUGCCGAGUCAUCAGGUGAUGUCGCCGGGACUGCCGUUGCAGCAGCAGCUGAAACCACCGUCGAACCAAACGUGGAAGAGCAACGAGCCUCGGCGGCCGAAGACCUACAAUUGCACCGCGUGCAACAAGUGGUUCACCAGCUCGGGCCAUUUGAAGAGACACUACAACACGACGUUGCAUAAAAACGCGGUGAAGCAGAGCAACCAGCCGGAUCCGGCGAACCUGCCGAUCAGCAGUCACCAUCACCCGAGCCGAGACAACAACGUCACUCAUUCAACGAACAGAGGCGGCGGUGGGAGCGGCGGAGGUGGCGCCCCCGAGAGAUCACCAGACUUCGCAUCUUCGGGGAGUCCCCCAAACGUGAUGGCAGGUCCCUCGGGCGAGGCGACGGGGGGCCUGCACCACACGCCCAUCCCACACUACAACAGCAGCAGUUCCAGCAACAGCAACAGCAACGACUCGUUGGCGGCGGCGGCGGCUCUGGCGCAGCAGCAAGGGCCUUCGGCGGUACACUUGGCCUCCGGAAUGGUGCCUCACAGUUCCCCGCAAUCGUCAAUGGCGGGGCAUCAUCAGCAACCAAUGGGUUCCCCGUCUCACCAGAUGGGCCUCCAGCAGCAGCAACAGCCGCUUCAUCACCUGCCAAUGACUUCGCCGGGCCAGCACCAGGUCCAUCACACCAUGACUUCGUCCAUAUCUCCCAUGCACCCACCGCUGGCAUCGCACAUGAGUUCCCCUUCGCCAAUGGAUUCGUCCACACACCCGCACCACAUGAAUUCGUCGUCCACCAUAGCGCCGGGCACGGUUCACCCCGCAAUGGUAUCACCCACGGCAAUGGGGGGUACUUCGAUGCCUCAUCAGCCGUACCCAAACGCCCUGCCCCCCCACGUUACGAAUACUUCCAGCAUUCCAGGUCUGCUGAAACCUACCAUCCAAACUUCUAUUGGCCGUAACGACCAAAAUCAGAACGAGCAACAUCAGAAGCAGCAGCAGGCCCAGGAUAAUAUGCUGCCCGGUUUUGGCACUCUCAAUCAACACCAGACCUUGCCGAGUUUCACGCAACUCGUGCCCGGUUUCGGGGGAGACCAAACCCAGCCACAGGCUGUUAACGUGGGGGGGCUAAGUUCGGAGGAGGCUACAGAAGAGAAAUCUUACAGUUCUUCCGUACCGAGCUAUGAUCUGUACACGAAUUCGCAGUCGCGUUACGGAUUGAUAGGGAUGGAUCCGGCGAUGGGAACGGUUCAGACCGACCCGGACGAUAUGAUAAUAAGAACACCGUUCGACAUGUCGGACGAGCAGUCCUAUCGAAAUCACUUCGAGCAGAUGGACCGUUACACCGAGAAGAACAACAACGAGCUGCCGCAUAUGAUGCAGAUCAAGCAGGAGUCUGCAGACUCGAGCAUCGGGCCGCCGAUCAUCGUGCGACCCGCCAGAGGCCGCAAACCUAAGUCCGGUUCUACGGUUCUCAAGGAGCAGCAACUGGUGAGCAGCACGACGGUAAAAGUUGAAAUUGACGAGACUGAUAACAGGACGGUCCAAUGUGACGAAUGCACCAAAAGGUUCAACAAAGCCUGCUACUUGACGCAACACAAGAAGAGCUUCCACAUGGGCGAAAAGCCGUUUAAAUGCCCCCAAUGCGGCAAGCGGUUCACGUCGGACGAUUCGUUCCAGCAGCAUCUGCAGAAGCACGACGGCGAAAAGCCGCACAAGUGUGACUCGUGCCCGAAGCAGUUCAACCACAAGACCGAUCUGAGGCGGCAUAGAUGCCUUCACACCGGCGAUAAGCCGUAUUCCUGUACCAACUGCGGGAAAAAAUUCAUCAGGAAAGACCACAUGGUCAAGCAUGUCCAGACGCACUCGAAGAAGACCCAACGAAGAGGCAACACCGAGCACAAGAAGGAGAACGUUCGCAGGAGAGUGACCCAGUGCCCAUAGGGACGCGAACCGCGAGAGGCGUGCCAUCGGAGGUGUCGGAUUUCCCUCGGUGAGGUUUUCCGCUGUCGGGCGCGUCAAAUGGGACAUAGUCAAGGGGAAUCGUCUAUGUCUGUAAUAUGCUUUCUUUAUUUAUCAAUGUUCUUGUCUCUUUUUUUUUCUUUGUUUCACCGAAAAAUUCUAUUUGACUCAUAUGUCAGAAGGAUUUCAAUUUAAUAUUGAUAGAAAAGAAAAAAAAAGUUUAAUUCUCUCCUUUCUUAUAAAUAAAGUUAUCGUUUCAUUGAAAUAUUGAGUUUCUUCUUAUAAAUGCACUGUACACUCUCGAUCAUACAGGCCGGAAAGCAACGUUAAAAAUUCAGCAGAGUCAACUUUUGUCCGUUAGGGCGUUAUGUGAGCGUUUUGUUCGUGUUGCAUUUUGUUCCGCGCGAAUCAUCCUAAUCGUGUGCCCUUUUCUUCCGAUGAUAUAUGCAACAACGUAUUUUUCCUCCGUAAUGGUGUUUGGAAUCAACUUUUCGCGACGACUUUUAGACUCGACGUAUCCUACUGUUUUCUCCUCGUCGUUUGCAAUCAACCAAGACGGUUCCUACUUUAUUCUUCAUUUUCGCUUUUGUUUCCUUCAGGCAUGAAUUCGCACGUUCGUAUCUCGCUAAGACCACGCGUAUGAGCGAUAGGAAGAAGGACAGCUGGCGUAACAUUUGAAAUUCGUAUGGCGCAACUAAUUUCGAGCAUCACGCUAUAAGAUAAGGGAUAGGUGGUGUAACUGAUUUAUCUCUAGAUGAUACCAAUAAAUUUGAUAAUUACAAGUAGAUUAUUGCAAUUUGAUAAUUAUAAUUGUAUAUACUAUUAAGGUAAGAAUAUUACGAAUAAUUCUGCAAUGAAUCUCUAUAAUACGCCGGUAGAUAUUUUAUGAUUAUUUAUAACAUAAAUAGUCGAUAAAUAAAAGAUUUAGCGUCGCAUCUCGAUGUCUUGACCGUCCGACCGUUCGAGCGUGCGCUUUACACAAUAGUCUUGAGAUCGUGUAUCAGAAACGUAUCGGCGCGAGAACUGAAAUCGCGAUCUGCCGAGCCUAACCGAUUAAUGCAAGGAAAAAAGUAGAAGAAUACCGCGCUGGAUUUAUGCGGAAUUGAUCCGGAAUAUUGCGAUGAGCUCAGACGAUAUUCACGGUAAAAAGUUUUGUGUCGGGAACGGUCCGCUGAAAUUAUGCGUUACUUUAACAUGGGGAAUGUAUGAAAAAAUACACACGCAUAAUGUUAAAUUAGCACAUUCAUCUUGUCAACCUUGUCUUGACAAGGUGAAUGUGCUAAUUCAACAUCAUACUUGUGCACUUUUAAACACAUAUUUGUGUACUUUUCGACACAUUCCCCAUGUUGAAGUGACACAAAAUUUCAGUGGACAGUUUCUUAGACACCAAAUUUCCAUUCAAUGUUGCCACUAAGAGGAUCUUGGAGUCAUUCUGUUUCGCCGCAAAUUUAUUGCUACUCUAUAUUCGUUACUAAUUGCACAGAAUUAAAAAUCCUUCUGCAUGAUUACAAUACAAAUGUUAAUAUAAGCGAGGACGGUUGACUUUAUUCGAAAAACGAAGAAUGGUUAACAAAUUACAAAAGUUUCUUUUCGUUUUACGAGUCAACCGUUCUCGCCUGCGUUAACAUGUGUAUUGUAAUUGGGCAAAAGGAUGUUUAAUGUUUAAUUCUGUGCAACUAGUAACGAAUAUAGUACGAACAAAUUUGCGAUAAAACGGGACGAUUCCAGGAUCCCCUUGUGCUCUUACAUAUUGGCCCGUUUAAUUUUCUUUGAACGCGCCUAAAAAAUCACUCGAAUCACGAAAAACCCGUUCCCAUGUCGAUUCCCCGGUCGAAUUAUUUUCGGAUAAGAGCUCGAAGAAUCUCGAGCUGCAUCGAGGCGACUGAACGCUACAUUGAGCAAAACGACGGAACAGCCGACGCUGGUAGCAUCUCGCCCACGAGAGACACCUUAUGCGUUUCUAUCGCUCUUUAGCUCAUUUCUUUCGUCAAGAUCGAAUUGGUCGGAAUUAUCAACGGAAAUGAAACGAAUAUUCGGAACAAAGCUCAUGAUAACGGGAGAGGAAACAGAUUUUCAUUGAACACUGACGAACAUUGUGAUAGCGAGUCAUAAAUAAUAACUGUAGCUAAGAAAGAAACGAUCAUAUACAUUCCACUAAGUUGUGCUGUGAUCAUGUGAAAAGAGACAAGAAGAAUUGAUUGAGACUUUUGUUUGAAAAUAUACGCGCCAAACUUUUCAUGUAACAAUAUACUUCACAUUCCUUUUAACAUGCACUUCGAUCGUCGACCGGUGUAUGUUUUCACGGUGAUGCUUGAUUUGUUUGUUUAAAAACAACCGAACGCUCGUUCGCGGCUCGAAGUAAAUUUCACCACAUCGCGCGUUGUAAACUCUCUCCCUUCGGGCAUGAGAAAACCCUCGCCCCGGUUGUCGGCGCGUUUGUCAAACCGACUCGAGUCACUUCGCGCACCGUGAAUUUCUUUCCUAACGAGAAACACGCAUCUUUCGCGUUCUUACCGUUAAACUUGACGAGCUGAAUAACAUUAAAACCGCCGAUAGUGCCGUUUCGACUCCGUUGACCUUUAAAAUUGCUAUAAAUUCUGUCACUUUGUAUUGGCUAAUCAGUCUUUCCCCCCUUUUUUUUUAUCGUUUUAAGUGCAAAUAUAAUCUCACAUAGCGCGAAUAAUAUCAAAAUAAUUUUUCAGUGGCGGAAGAUAAAACAAUUGACUUGCGUACCUUCUUAUAAAUAUUCCGCGCACCGCGAGGGAGACUCGAGGAGUUAAUAUUAAUCCCGGAAUUCACGUUGAUCGCAGCGAGGCACAAUCGUCUCGCGGCAUUACCCACGUCAAUUAAUCGAUGCCCGAUUAAUUACCGGCAAAACGAGCCAAUCACCGGGGCUACCUACGCCCCGAGACCCUCGGCGCAAAUUUCUCUUCGAGCCGCACGUCGCUCGGCGGUGCGCACGCAAACACGCGAAACAGAGCGAGUACGUAUAACAUUGUCGCGGGUAAACGUUAACCUCGCCAUAACAAAAUAAUAACGGGCCAGGUCGGCGUGAUUGUUCCCGUCGAUCAUUGUUCAAUCGAGAGCGACCGAUCCCAGCUGCGCUAAUUAUUUCUCUCACCCGCUCCGACACGUUAAUUAGUUAAGCUCGCAUCGUGCAUUCCCACGC
Dinoponera quadriceps is the source of this 6931-nucleotide messenger RNA. Its product is annotated as alpha-protein kinase 1. Gene Ontology annotation, molecular function: RNA polymerase II cis-regulatory region sequence-specific DNA binding; DNA-binding transcription factor activity, RNA polymerase II-specific. Gene Ontology annotation, biological process: regulation of transcription by RNA polymerase II. Lineage: Eukaryota; Metazoa; Arthropoda; Insecta; Hymenoptera; Formicidae. The record is from RefSeq and is a predicted model, not a curated record. The transcript has a single exon. Bases 595 to 3744 code for a protein of 1049 amino acids.